AUGGCCACUGAGGCGUUUGUGAAACCUGUUGUACCAAAUGGUCACGACGGGUACGAAGAUGAUGAUGAAGAUGAAAUGCCUUUGGUUUUCAAGAGAACCAGUAACACAACAUCAUCUUCCUCCAAUCGUUCAAAUCCUAAUAAUAUUGCUCAGAGAAACUCGACUCUUGGCUCUACCAAGUCCCCACCACCAGUGAGGUCUCCUUUAACAAGCCCGAACAGAUCAGCUUCUUCAUCCGCAAGAAACUCGAUGAUGAAACCGUCUUUACCUUCAUCCUCAUCUGCUAACCGUUCCACGGUGAAGUCGCCGUUGCGGGACGAAAGAUCCGUUGCUGCUAAGGAGAGGAACGGUCUGGGAAAAGCUCCAUCUGUGUCCAAAAGUGAUGAUGAGGAUUCUGAGGAUGAUAAGCCCUUGAUUGCGAGGAUUAAAGAGCAGCCGAGUUCUUCUCUGCGUGGUAGUUCGCAGCUUCCAGUACAAAAGGGCAACGUGAGGCCUCAGGGAGUGAAUGAUAACAGUAGAAAGAAAGAUUCAGAUGAGAAGGCUCACAUGUCUUCAACGGUGCAGACAAAGACCAGUGUAGGUGCAUCAAGUAGCAAGCCUGUUCAUAAUGAGCAAAAGAGACGUUUGGUUAACAAUAUCAAUCGGAAUGGUUUGAAACCGAAGAUUGAAGGGAAUAAUAAUUCUCAAGCACCUGCUAAGAGACCUCUUGAGAAGGGAAGCUCUUCAAGUCAAUCUUCUGUGAAGAGGCCUAAGCUGUCAGAGCCAGCUAGACCAGUGAAAAGUGAGCAAGGUUCACGUAAUGCAGCUACGCCAGAUAGCAAAGGAAAGAGCCUGGAUGCAUCAAAGCCGCUGAGAGCUAACCAGGUAACUGUUAAAGAAGAUAGCUCAGAUGAAGAGGAUCAUGUCCCUAUUGGCUCGAGAGUGAGGCCAGAAUCCUCAAACAAUAAAUCGUCAAACGUGAAGCCUAAUGCUAGUAAAGCGAUAGCUUCUUCAUCCAGAGCGAUAGCUAAGAAGCCUGACAAAUGGGUGAAAGAUUCUAAGUACUCGAAAUCAUCAAAGUCGUUACCUUCUGGAGAUGGGCAGAAGAAAUGGAGAACUCUAGAGCACAAUGGUGUUAUUUUUCCACCUCCGUAUAAGUGUCACGGGGUUAAGAUAUUGUAUCAGGGGAAACCAGUUGACUUAACCCCUGAACAAGAAGAGGUUGCAUCUAUGUUUGCGGUGAUGAGAGAAACAGAAUAUUACAAUAAACCAACGUUCAGAGAGAAUUUCUGGAAUGAUUGGCGGAAACUACUUGGAAAGAACCAUGUGAUUAAAAAUUUAGAUGAUUGUGACUUCAGUCCCAUAUAUGACUGGUACAUGCAGGAGAAGGAGGCAAAGAAACAAAUGAGUACAGAAGAGAAAAAGAUAUUGAAAGAGGAGAAAUUACAGCAGGAAGAGAAAUACAUGUGGGCUGUUCUUGAUGGUGUCAGGGAGAAGGUUGGAAAUUUCAGAGUAGAGCCCCCUGGCUUGUUUCGAGGCCGGGGAGAGCAUCCUAAGAUGGGGAAACUGAAGAAGCGGAUUCGUCCUUGUGAUAUUACAAUCAACAUUGGGAAAGAGGCGCCUAUUCCAGAAUGCCCUAUCCCUGGUGAAAGAUGGAGAGAAGUUAGGCAUGACAAUACUGUCACAUGGCUUGCUUUCUGGAAUGAUCCUAUCAACCCAAGAGAGUUUAAGUAUGUAUUCUUGGCAGCUAGCAGUGCGUUAAAGGGACUGAGCGACAAGGAGAAGUAUGAGAAAGCGAGGAAGCUAAAGGACCGUAUAGGUCAUAUUAGAACAGCAUAUACUAAAGAUUUUAGUAACAAGGAUAUAACAAAGCGGCAAAUUGCAGUUGCUACAUAUCUCAUUGAUAAGCUAGCCCUUAGGGCUGGAAAUGAAAAGGAUGAUGAUGAGGCAGAUACUGUUGGUUGUUGUACAUUGAAAGUAGGAAACGUGGAUUGUAUUCCUCCAAAUAAGUUAAAGUUUGACUUCCUCGGUAAAGACUCCAUUCAGUAUGUAAACACAGUUGAGGUUGAGCCUCUUGUUUAUAAGGCAAUUGGGCAGUUCCAAGCGGGAAAAUCGAAAACCGAUGAUCUCUUUGAUGAGCUAGAUACUUCAAAACUCAAUGCUCAUCUUAAGGAACUUAUGCCUGGUCUCACAGCCAAAGUCUUCCGUACUUAUAAUGCAUCCAUCACAUUGGAUGCCAUGUUGAGUAAAGAAACCAGAGAUGGCGAGGUUCCUGAAAAAGUAGUGGUUUAUCAGCAAGCAAACAAGGAGGUCGCCAUCAUUUGUAACCAUCAACGUACUGUCUCAAAAUCUCACGGAGCACAAAUCGAGAAGCUGGCUGUGAAAAUAGAAGAACUAAGGGAGCAAAUAAAAGAGCUGGAUAUCGAUCUAGAGAGGGCUAAGAAAGGAAGAACACCAUUAAUGGGCUCUGAUGGGAAGAGAAAGAGGAAUUUGACACCGGAAGCUUUGGAGAAGAAGAUAAUGCAAACGAAUGUUAAGAUCGAAAAGAUGGAAAGAGAUAUGCAAACGAAGGAGGAUAUGAAAACUGUGGCAUUGGGCACGUCUAAGAUAAAUUACAUGGAUCCUAGGAUCAGUGUCGCGUGGUGCAAACGACACGAUGUUCCCAUUGAGAAGAUAUUUAACAAGUCUCUUCUGGCUAAGUUUGCUUGGGCAAUGGACGUUGAUCCUGAGUUCAGAUUCUGA
Microthlaspi erraticum is the source of this 2721-nucleotide messenger RNA. The record is from the annotation of a GenBank genome assembly. Lineage: Eukaryota; Viridiplantae; Streptophyta; Magnoliopsida; Brassicales; Brassicaceae.